Molecule: messenger RNA, 801 nt
Organism: Hydra vulgaris (swiftwater hydra)
Lineage: Eukaryota; Metazoa; Cnidaria; Hydrozoa; Anthoathecata; Hydridae
Source: RefSeq, a predicted model, not a curated record
UACACACGUUGAAUACUAUAUUUUAUAUAGCUGAGAUUUUAUUGUAAAUUUUAACUUAAGGUAUUCUAAAGUGAGUUUGUUUUGUGUUGUUAAUGUGGUUGUUGCUAACCAAUUAGUAAUUGAAUCUCAGCAGUUUAUCAAUAAAAUGAUAAAUGAAAGUAUUUAUGAUUGGUAUUUGGCUUUAAAAGAUACAUCUUAUGAUGCAAUAUAUUGUAGAUAUUGUUUGGAUUUUAAAGUUGAACUGUUCUGCUGCAAGAAAGCUUUAGCCAAAAAGAUAAAUAGAUUAGUUGACACCAUCAGAAAAUUAAAGAAACAACGAAAAAAUAAAAAAUUAGCAUUGUUAUUAGGUGAAGCCUUUUUUCCACCUGUGGCAAAUUUUUCUGAUAAUACAGUGAGUGCAUCAGAAAUUCCUAAAGAAACAAUACUGAUAAGCGAAAACAAAAUGCUUAAAAAAGAAAAUAACAUUUUUAAAAGGAAAAUGGAAUCUAUGAUGGAUUUACAAAUGGAUUAUUUUACACAUCUAAAAGAUUUUGAAGGUUUUUCUAUACAACAUCGUGUUAGAGAAGAAGAUGCUCAUGAAGUAUCUUGGGAACGUGCGCAAGUGGUUCAAAUUGAUCAAUUAAACGGUAGAAGAACUACAUACCUUGUUAAGUAUGAUAAUGAAUCUGAUGAAGUAUGGUCAUUUCCUUUAGUAAUAGAUUUUUAAAAAGGUGAUCUUAUUCUUUGUAGCUAGGAUUGCGAGGUUUUAUUUAAUGUAAAUUUAGAAUUAUGUUACAGUAUAUAUUAAUCUUAUUUCUUUUA